Molecule: messenger RNA, 6475 nt
Organism: Gasterosteus aculeatus aculeatus (three-spined stickleback)
Lineage: Eukaryota; Metazoa; Chordata; Actinopteri; Perciformes; Gasterosteidae
Product: netrin receptor UNC5C
Biological process (GO): netrin-activated signaling pathway; axon guidance
Cellular component (GO): membrane
Molecular function (GO): protein binding; netrin receptor activity
Source: RefSeq, a predicted model, not a curated record
UCCUCCCUCUCUGCGUAAACGGAGCGAGUGGAGAAGGAGAGCGCGCACGGAGAGAACAGCACAGCUUUUGUGGCGAGGCAGCAGCAGCAGCAGCAGCGGCAGAGUCGGCGGCGCUGACACGAGUGACGGGACCCCGUGGCGAUUCCCACCACCUCUCUCCUCUCACAGCUUAACCCUCUGAGACGGACCUCCGCAUCGGGGACUACAGGCGAUACACUCCGCCACCUUUUUCUUUUUUUCCCCCUUCGCUUUUUGGACUCGUUUGAUUAAUCAGCAGACCUUGAGUUGGAGGAAGGAAAGGGAGGGGGGUCCUCGUUUCCCCCGCCGAGGAGUUGUGUGCGCGUGUGUGUUUUUACGCGUUGCCUGUAAUGGGGAAAAGUGGACAGAGAAGUGGAAUAGGACGCCGGGGCUGCAGCUUGGUGAGGAUGUGUGCCACGCCGGGGAUCCUGCUCCUCGUCAUGGUGCUCGCACACCGAGGAGUCGGCCAAGUGAGAGAUGAUGACGAUUUCCUGAGCCUCAGCGAACUCCCGGAAACCUUCCCCUCGGACCCUCCGGAGCCCUUACCUCACUUCCUGUUCGAACCCGAGGAAGGCUACAUUGUGAAGAAUAAACCUGUCAAUCUCUACUGCAAGGCAACGCCCGCCACACAGAUUUAUUUUAAGUGCAACAGCGAAUGGGUCCAUCAGAAGGACCACACGGUGGAGGAGAGGGUGGACGAAAACUCGGGUCUGGUCGUAAGAGAAGCCACCAUAGAAAUCACACGGCAGCAGGUGGAGGAGCUGUUCGGCCCUGAAGAUUACCGGUGUCAGUGCGUCGCCUGGAGCUCGGCUGGAACCACCAAGAGCCGCAAGGCGCACGUCCGCAUUGCAUACCUGAAGAAGUCAUUUGAACAGGAACCUCUAGGAAAGGAAGUAUCUCUGGAGCAGGAAGUGCUGCUGCAGUGUCGCCCUCCGGAGGGCAUCCCAGCUGCUGAGGUGGAGUGGUUGAAAAACGAAGAAAUAAUUGAUCCCGCAGAGGACAGAAACUUCUAUAUCACCAUCGACCACAACCUGAUCAUCAAACAGGCGCGUCUGUCCGACACAGCCAACUACACGUGUGUGGCUAAGAACAUAGUGGCCAAACGACGAAGCACUACGGCAACCGUCAUUGUUUACGUAAACGGUGGUUGGUCUACAUGGACGGAGUGGUCUACGUGCAACAGUCGCUGUGGGCGGGGCUUCCAGAAACGCACCCGUAGCUGCACUAACCCCGCCCCUCUCAAUGGAGGACUGCCAUGUGAUGGACAGGCCAUUCAGAAACUGGCCUGCACCACACUUUGCACUGUGGACGGUGUGUGGACAGAGUGGAGUAAGUGGUCGGCCUGUGGGACCGAGUGUACCCAAUGGAGGAGGAGGGAGUGCAACGACCCAGCACCUAAAAACGGAGGAAAGGACUGCGAUGGGACGGUGCUCCACUCACAGAACUGCACCGACGGUCUCUGCAUGCAAAGUUCAUUGUUUCAGAAGUCAACUGAGACCAAAGAAAAGAGUGAUUUGGGAGUCCCAUCGGCUCCGAGCACCGACGAUGUGGCUCUCUACGUGGGCAUUGUCAUUGCAGUGAUUAUGUGCCUGGUCAUCUCUGUCAUCGUGGCGCUCUUUGUCUACCGCAAGACGCACCGUGACUUUGACUCGGACAUUAUCGACACCUCGGCGCUAAAUGGCGGCUUCCAGUCCGUUAAUAUCAAAACAGCCAGAUCAGCCGAUCUGCUGACGGCUCCUCCUGACUUGACAAAUGCAGCCGCCAUGUACCGUGGUCCGGUGUACGCCCUCCAUGAUGUCUCUGAUAAAAUCCCAAUGACCAACUCCCCCCUCCUGGACCCACUCCCCAACCUAAAGAUCAAAGUGUACAACUCAUCCGGUUUGGUCACACCCCAGGACGACCUCGGAGGAGACUUCACAUCCAAACUCUCUCCCAAGGUGACUCAGUCUCUGUUAGAUAACAGCGACACCAUGAACCUCCGCAACCAGAGCUUGGCCCGAACGCGAGACCCUUCCUGCACCGCUCACGGAUCCUUCAACAACCAGGGAGGACACCUCAUUGUACCCAACUCUGGUGUGAGUUUGUUGGUUCCAGCGGGUGCUGUUCCUCAGGGUCGGAUAUAUGAGAUGUAUGUGACUGUGCACAGGAAGGACAGCUUGAGACCCCCGGUGGAGGACAUCCAGACGGUGCUGAGCCCAGUGGUGAGUUGUGGACCUACAGGGGCGCUGCUGACCAGACCAGUGAUCCUCACCAUUCACCACUGUGCUGAUAAUGUCCAGGAGGACUGGCUCAUUCAGCUGAAGAACCAACUGGCCAUGGGAGAGUGGGAGGAUGUGGUUGUAGUAGGAGAGGAAAACUUCACCACCCCCUGCUAUGUGCAGAUGGACUUGGAGGCCUGUCACAUCCUAACGGAGACACUUGGGACUUACUGCCUGGUGGGCCAGUCGAUCUGCAAGGCAGCCGCUAAGAGGCUCAAACUUGCUGUUUUUGGACCCGUGUCCUGCACAUCUUUGGACUAUCACAUCAGGGUCUAUUGUCUGGACGACACACAGGAUGCACUGAAGGAGGUUCUUCAGAUGGAGACCCAGAUGGGGGGGAAACUUCUAGAUGAGCCAAAGACCCUGGACUUUAAAGACAGCACACACAAUCUAAGACUUUCGAUCCACGAUGUGCCGCACACUCAAUGGAAGAGCAAACUCAUUGCAAAAUAUCAGGAGAUCCCAUUCUACCAGGUGUGGAGUGGCAGUCAGAGAACUCUUCACUGUACCUUCACUCUGGAGAGACUGAGCCUCGCCACCACAGAGAUCAGCUGUAAACUGUGUGUACGGCAGGUGGAAGGGGAAGGACAGAUCUUUCAGCUCAGCAACACGUUAGAAGAGGAGGUCCAGUGCAUAGACACAUCCUUGAUGGACCCAGCUAGUAACAUCACAACCUUAGUGGGACCCAACGCCUUCCGCAUUCCUUUAUCCAUCAGACAGAAGUUGUGUGGCAGUCUAGAUGCACCACAGACCAGAGGCAAUGACUGGAGGUUGCUGGCGCACAAACUCCAUCUUGACAGGUACCUGAACUACUUUGCCACCAAGUCCAGUCCGACGGGUGUCAUCUUGGAUCUGUGGGAGGCUCAGCACUUUCCGGAUGGAGACCUAAAUGAACUGGCAGCUGUGCUGGAAGAGAUGGGUCGCCAUGACGGUAGCCUUGCCUCCAUGACGACGGAACAUUUCUGAAGCUUUGUGGUUACCGUGACAACGGCAGAGCUCUGGAGACGAUUACAAGCAAAUUCUCUACAGUUGAUUCUGCGGCAAGGGCAAUGGGUGAACUAGAUGUGAGCAAAAGAAAUGGUUAAAUACCACGGUUACUAUGCCUACAAGAGGCGAUGAAUGCUCGAGCUCGUGCAAGAAACUAUGCGUGUAUCUUUGUGUGCUUGCUAGAGCAGUGUUGCAGUAUGCUGUGUGAAGGAGGACCGAAGGAGACGUAACCCAACCCAGAACACAAACAAAGUCCACCAGGAACAAACAAAACAUACACACAUCUGGUGAAAUACCAGUUUUUUUCUUGUUUCUUGUUUCUAGAAAAGCAGAGAAAAGACGGAACCGAUGUACUGACCUUGAAAGCCUUUAUAGAAUGGAGGAAUGGAGCAGAAUCAAGAAAGGAAAGCUAAACUGAUUACAAACAAAUAGGGGAAGUUAGAGGAAAAAGAGGGAGUGAGUCACAGACCAGACUCUUUAAUAAGACAAGAGUAAACUAAAGGACAGGAUAAGCUGAUUACAAAAGGGAGGGAGGACGUAAAUAUAAACUGAUGGAUGAUGGAGGAAGACGCAGGUGAUCGUCUGUACCAACAGGAUGGAAAACAGAUAAUAAAAGAGGGGAAGUACAGAAGCAACGUGAGCCUUGGCUGUACUUGUUUUGCCAGUUCAGCUUCUUUUCUUUGUAUCGUAGAGAAAGCUCUUUGUAUUCUGCUUUCCAUAUGUGAGAACUUACUACAUAGUGACUUUCAAUCAAGGAUUUCCCACAUCAUGAUGUUUGAAUUAGUUUUAUAUUAAGCAUCACGUUUGUGGCUUUUCUCUGAAACUCAUGCAGAUGUGAAGUGAUCUGUGUCACAGCAGGGCGAGAGGUACUAAGUCUAAGGGCAACUGAACUCACUGUCCCCUUGCCUUUAACUUGUGCCUCUGAUUGUCUUAAAAAAAGACCAAAGGUGGCAACACUCCUGACGGAUUCAAGUUAACAUAUUUUUUGUUUUUCAUUUUUAGCAGUGUGUGGUUCUGAAAGAAUUAUAAAACACUUUAUAGGUGUAUUCAUCCAUGGUAAACAGAUGGGAACAAAGUUAAACUGCCAGAAAGUCAUUCUCAUACAUAGCAUGUUUUAUGUUUAUUUUAUUGGCAUCAGCAUUUACAAAUUUCAUUUGUUUUGUGUUAACUGCUGCUCCAUUUAGUGAUUUGGAUGAGGCUGUAAUGCAGACAAAUUGUGGGGAAUUCCAGCUACGGCUCUCGCAUUUGGUCAACCACAACCUGCAUUCCAGCAGCAUCUCUGCAUUACCUAGUAACCGGCUGGUUUCUGGACCUGGUCCGACUCAGAAAAUACUUAAAGGGAAAAAAUAGGGAUGAACUAAAAAAUAAAACACUAGUAUUUUUAAAUACAGUGAUCUACAAACUACCAUAGUAUUAUGUGAUAGUGAGAUUAAUAGCUGAUCUCAUUCAUUACCGUUAAAUGUUCGCAGUAUACUGAUUUUAUCAGACAUUUUAAUUUACUAUCAUAUAUAUAUAGCCUAUGAAUAUGCAUUUCUAACAGUAUUCAUGGCUUUUAUCACCGGAUGCCAGAUGUAUUGUCCGCCGUCAGGCCUCGUGUGAUUUAAAUUGUGCUCACCGCCAUGUCUUGAUUAUGGUCACUAGCACCCUCCAGUGGCUUUUGGAGAAUAACAGCAUUUACAUUUUUUUUUGUCUGAAAUGUGUAAAUACAUUAUUAUCAUGUCCAUUCUAAUAACCUUUUAAUAUCAUAAUUGUGUUGUUCGGUUGUCAUUUUUGUGUCAUUUACUAUUAUUUUUCAUGCCAUAUGUAUGAUUUCAUAGGUGUGAACUGUAUGUAACGUAGCAGUUAGCUGCCUUUAUCUAGAACAAUGUUCCGUCAGCAACUUGCAUUCCAACACGUGCUGUAUUUGUUGAAAAAGUUACAUCUCAAAAUACCAACUCAAGGAGCCUACUCUAUGUAAAAUGAAGUGUAAAUUUAUGUGUUUGGCUGAGCUUAUUGUGAAGCAGGGCUGCUCUUCAGAUGAAUGCGUAGACACGGGUCAACAGUGUCUUACUAAAAGGUUAAACUCCAACAACCAGCGUUGAUGGAGGCCUUAUUUUCUGUGACUUUUUGGGCUUUCAAAGGCCUGUGGACAGGAAUUCUAUUCACCACGUGCAGGACAAAAUUAACUUUCAGUACAAAGGGAAUACAUGUAAAAUAUUGAAUAUCUGGAGUCACGAUUUUUCUGCUCCUAAUUACGGAGAGACGCCAUAUGAAACGGAGCGAUGGGUAUGUAAGAGAUGCUGAGGAGGAUAUUGUAAAGACAACAAAGUUGACCUCUUUGUGCCAAUUAUCAUCUCGCAGCUGAACUUUGAGACAAACAUUUGACAUUGAUUCCCCAUAAAUAUGGAACUCAAAACAUGGGACCUCUUGUGUCUGUGGAGAACCAGACAAAGAAGCGAUGGAGGCCUCACGGAGAGUCUUAUUAACGAAAUUAGAAAAGGUGUGUGGUCAACUGACGUAAUGGAUGUUAUGUAUGCUACCACAGAUUUCCCUUUAUGAAUAUCAAAGGCUAAAACAUUCAUCAAUUCAGUACUUUUCAAAAUAUAAACCCAAAGUUCGUGACAGUGUCUCAUUCAUACAACGUGAUCAACAAAUGCAGAAUACACAACCCACUAACUGCGAGGAGAGGAUUUGUUAAGAACCAAAAUUAGAUCCUUCGCAUAUUGAAGAGAUCAAUGGAAUAGUCUGAACGGGGGGGUUCUCAUAUGACGAUGGCAAACAGAAGGUGAUCCGUCUUGAUCUGCAAAUGAAGAAAGUAUGUAAAAAAUAUUUUGUAUCCACAAUAUGUACAGUUGUGUACUGUCAGCUAUAUUUGGCCAAUCUGAGAAUAUAAAAAAGAGCAGUACAGUUAGAGACUAGUUUGUAUGUUUCUUUCUUUUUUGUAAAAGCAGUGUCUACUAUGCAAACUUGACAUUGGUUAUCUUGAUAGCAGUUUAUAAGUCUAUAAAUAGAGCUGUGCUUGUAAGUGCAUUUUUAUUUUACUAUCAGGGGUGAUUUGAUUUCGUUAGUGUCGGGUGGUGAAGGUCCAUUUUUGCUAAUUCUGGCACGCUUCAUGAAUCUUGCUCAAUCUUGCUGAAUGCUCGCCUCUCUAUCUCCUCUAACUGUUUUCUGUACAAAGUGUAAGAAAGAAUUUUUAAGACAAUUAAUAAAUUAUAUUUAUAAGCAAUGCUGAA